CAGACAGGAGCCUGGACCGGUGACGCAACGCGGGACAGGUAACACGGAGACGCGCAGGCCGGGAGGCUGCUCGCAGUGGAGACAGGGACAACUACUGGAAUGGACGUGUAGGAGCGACGGACAGCAGAGGCUCUCCUCCCCGCUCCCGACAGCUCUACCGCAAGCCGCGAACAUGUCGACGGUGGAAGCAGGCAGUCAGCGCGAGGACGGGGUGUACGGAAGAGCUGCCAAGCGGCUGAAAAUGGAGGAGCCGCCGCUGGAGGAGAAGGAGGACAGAGCGGAGGAUGAGCUGGAGGAGGGUGAGGACUCGGACAGCGGGUCGCUGCCCGGUAACGGGGAGGCAGAGACGGAUAGUCGGGCCCGAUGGAGCGGCAGGCAGUUCGGUUCAGGACGAAAGGAUAAUGGCGAAGACUCCCAUCUCAUCUCUCCUAGUCCGGUGGUCCAUGUCCGGGGUCUCUGUGAGGCUGUGGUGGAAGCAGACCUAAUCGAUGCCCUGAAGAAAUUUGGACCAAUAUGCUAUGUGAUGAUGAUGCCCUUCAAGCGUCAGGCCUUGGUGGAGUUCUCUGCAGUGGAGAGUGCUGAUCGCUGUGUGUCCUGCGGAGCGAAAGAGCCGGUGUACAUCGCAGGACAACAGGCUUACUUUAACUACUCCACAUCGAAGAGAAUCACCAGACCAACAAACGCUGACAACCCAAACAGCGGCAACAAGGUUCUGCUGUUGUCCAUCCAGAACCCACUCUACCCCAUCACAACGGAUGUUCUCUACACUGUGUGUAACCCCAUAGGCAGCGUGCUGAGGAUCGUCAUCUUUAAGAGAAAUGGAAUCCAGGCCAUGGUUUGAGUCAGUUCAGUUCAGUGUGCCCAGAAGGCCAAAGCAGCGCUAAAUGGAGCUGACAUUUAUGCUGGCUGCUGUACACUCAAGAUUGAAUAUGCAAGGCCAACACGUCUGAAUGUAAUAAAGAAUGACAAUGAGAGCUGGGAUUACACUAAACCAUACUUGGUCAGACGAGAACGUGGGAAAGGGAGACAAAAGCAGGCUAUUUUAGGAGAACACCCAUCAUCUUAUGCUGACAAUGGUUAUGGCCUGGCCUGCCCCCUGCUGCCUCUAACAAGCAAUAGCAGGUACAAGCUCAGCUCAGUGGAUGUCCCAGACAUGGUUUCCUACCCCCUGCCCCAGUCUUCCCCGUCCUACUCUGGCCACGCCCCUAGCUCCGUAGCCAUGGUGAGCGGCCUCCAUCCAUCCAAGAUGAACUGCACCCGCAUCUUCAACCUCUUCUGUCUCUAUGGUAACAUAGAGAAGGUGAAGUUUAUGAAGAGCGUUCCAGGUACGGCGCUGGUGGAGAUGGGAGACGAGUAUGCAGUGGACCGAGCCAUCACACACCUCAACAGUAUCAAGCUGUUUGAAAGACUCAAUGUCUGUGUCUCUAAGCAACACGCAGUGAUUCCCAGCCAGGUGUUUGAGUUAGAAGAUGGCAGCAGCAGCUACAAGGACUUCGCCAUGACCAGGAAUAACCGCUUCAGCAGCGCUGGACAAGCCUCCAAGAACAUCAUCCAGCCUCCGUCUGCUGUGCUACACUAUUACAACGUUCCUCCCUGUAUAUCCCAGGACCAGCUGCUCAAGCUGUGUAGGGAGCACGACGUGCCUGGCUUCAUCAAAUUCAAGAUGUUUGACGCCAAGCCCUCCUCUAAGACCAUCUCUGGGUUGCUGGAGUUUGACAGUAAGACGGAGGCUGUGGAGGCUCUUACUGUUCUCAAUCACUACCAGAUUAGGAUACCAAACGGAUCCAACCCAUACACACUGAAACUGUGUUUUUCCACCUCAUCUCAUUUAUAAAGGCUAUCAAGCACAAUCAGAGCGUUGCAGGCUGCUGAUGUGUGACUCUGAUGGAAGUAAGACUCAACAGAACCACGGAGAGACACUCUGCAGGUUAGCUACCUGGAUGAUGGUGAGAUGGUUGGUGAAAGAAAUGGAGAGAGUGAAGGAACAAACUGACCAGAGGGUCUGACCAAUGAAAACACCUGAGGGUGUGUUUACCACUCCGUCUGGAACAUGAAGGGAAAACCUGACCUGUCUGGAUUCUACCUGAACGUGGCUCUGACAUCUCUCACAGUUACUCAUGCACACGCUUUAAGAAUAUUUCCUGUUAAGACACCUGAUAAAUCCAUUGUGCUUUUGAAUAUCACUGUAAGAGUUUAAAUAAGUAGGAACAACGUUUUAAGUUCUCAUCCAGUGUUUAACGGUGCAUGUUCUGUAUUCCUUUCGUCUUGUGGCAGCUACAGAUAUUUCCCAGCUGUUUGGUCAGCAUGAGAUGCCUCCAUUGCUGAUCAGCUGGAGGAUGUAGGACACUGGAUACUUAGAGGCAAACAUUUCAAUAUAUAUGAAACUGAUUAUUUUGACACAACGUGUUGCCUUUUUACAGAAUCAUAUGAGAAUUUUAGCCAUAACUAUUUCAUGAGUCCUCAGGUAUUCAUGAGCAGGACUUCUCAUUUCACUCCAUCUGCAGGUGAGAGCGACAGACUGAAGCAGAGUGGCUGCAGUUGGUUACCAUAGAAAUCCUAACAAAUAUAUGCUGAUUAAUGUACAGUGUGUUUUAUGAUGGUCAUUUUCUGUGGCACAUCUGAACACAUCACUGCAUAAGUGGGAAGGAUGCUUUAAAGGGGCAGUAUUAUGUGAAAUGGACUUUUUUCAACUUUACCUCAUGUUAUAAUGUUAUUCCCUAAUCAAAGCAUACCUGGGGUUUUGCCUUAAUUCUUUCAUGCAUGUUUGAAAAAUCUUUUAAUUUCUAUGGCAGGGGUGUCAACAUCCAGUCCUUGAGGGCCGUUGAACUGCAACUUUUAGAUGUGCCUCUGCUGCACCACACCUGAAUAGAAUGAUGAGGUCAUUAGCAAGGCUCUGGAGAGCUUGUCUACACAAGGAGGAUGCAAUUAAGCCAUUUCAUUCCUGUGUUUUGUACUUGUGGCACAUCAAAAAACUGCAGGACAGUGGCCCUCGAGGACUGGAGUUUGACACCCCUGUUCUAUGGCAACCACUCUGCUGUGCAAAAUGCCUGGAUGGACCUAGUCCCGCCUUCGUGGCGCAGCUUCUCCUCCCAGUUUCCAAAGCUCUGCCUCACAGAGCAGCCCUCCGACGCAACUCCCUCAGGCAGCUCCUUCAGACUAGUCCGCAGCAACUAGCAAACACCUGGUAGAACUGCACAACGCCUGUAAGAACAUUGUUGAAGUGUCAAUGCAGGUGCAUUGUGAUGACUUCCUGAAGGUGGAGUUUCAGAAACGGGAGUUUCUUAAAGAUACAGUGGCCCAAUUUCAAGGUGUUAAAUUGCAAACUUAGUCAUAUUUAAUACAGCAUUUUUAUAACAGAAGGUAACAUAGUUACUUGGUUGUGCUAUAAAAUGAUACUAUAUGCCUGGAAACCACACAGUGCUGCCCCUUUAUAGCCUGAACCCUCAUUUGUUAAUCGCCACGGUUACUGUUCUGCACAUCAGCAAUGUGUUUAAACUCCCAUGCUGUCUGACAUAAAUAGAACAAUAUGCUACACCCUCACAUGGGUCAUUAAAAAGUUUUGGUUUUUA
Poeciliopsis prolifica (blackstripe livebearer) is the source of this 3569-nucleotide messenger RNA. Its product is annotated as heterogeneous nuclear ribonucleoprotein L-like. Gene Ontology annotation, cellular component: nucleus. The record is from RefSeq and is a predicted model, not a curated record. NCBI's taxonomy places the organism in Eukaryota, Metazoa, Chordata, Actinopteri, Cyprinodontiformes, Poeciliidae. Gene Ontology annotation, biological process: mRNA processing; regulation of RNA splicing. Gene Ontology annotation, molecular function: mRNA binding.